AUGGUAUAGCGAAACCGACACGGGGAAUCCUUAGAAAUUACUUCGUAUCGACGACUUUCUUAUUCAGUAGUAUGGUUGUGAGAUAGAAAUGCAAAGCUAUAAGGAGUUUUCGAAAAGCAUUUGAUUUUGACUCCAAAUUUCUUCUACUUUUUUCUUUAAUUUUGAGCAAAAUAUGUUUUUCUUGCGAGUAACAAGGAUUGUGAAACGGAGAAGCUAAAACCCGUACAAGUUUCGUUUUGUUUCAGAUAGUCUCUACAGACCGACUGGCAGCAAUGACCGACGAACGAACACCGCUAACAUCGGUUCCUGCUCCGCAUCUGUUGGACAUCGAUAAUACUCCAUCAUACGUUCAACAAAUAAAAGGACACGAGACGCUGCGGGAGCGGCAGGUGAAAACAUUUCAGUGCUGGAUCUGUUCCGCCAUUUUGGGAGCAUUUAUUAUUGGAAUAACUAUAAGCAUCAGUUAUAUUAUACUGCAGGACUUGAAAUCAGACUCUUCGAACAGUACAAAUGUUACUAUAACAGCAGACUUCCCAGACUUGCUCAAUCUCAUUAGUUUUCCUAUAGAUGAUGAGCCGGUUCCAAAUUGGGAUGCCCCGAAUGUUACCGAGCAGGAUGCGACUGAUGCGAUAUCCGAGGGCGAAAGAGCUCUGGGUGACAAAGAAUUGCUUGAAGAGGCCUUAACGGCACCUCCAGUCAACUCGCCGACAUAUCGGCACCAAAGAGCCGUGGGCACGACUGUUGCUGCUCGUCUAGCGGCGAAGAUUGGUUACGUCGAGAAUAAAGCUACAAAAGCUGUUGCGAGAAAAUUCAACGUCAAAAAACGCCACCGUCGGUGGAGUAUCGGCAAUGGACCGUUCAUUAAAGUACCUCAUCAGAAUAUUACACAAAAAUGUGACUUUAAUGCUAAAUUUCGUACUAUCAAUGGAACUUGUAACAACAAGAAGUUUCCCUUUCUCUAUGGGGUAACUAUGUUACCGUUCCGCCGUCAGCUAACCCCGGAUUACGCGGACGGAGUAUCUAGUCCACGUGCUACUGCUGACGGCAGAGAACUUGCUAGCGCCCGGCAGGUAUCAUUGCAGAUUCAUCGACCUUCUUAUCAUAGCGAUCCAAAUUUUACUGUUAUGCUUGCCGUUUGGGGCCAGUUUCUGGACCAUGAUAUCACCUCAACUGCACUAAAUCAGGGAGUCGGCGGUAAAGCAAUAGAAUGCUGUGAUCGAAGUCAACCACUUCAUCCAGAGUGUUAUCCUGUGCCGCUGGGUCCAGGUGAUCCAUACUAUCACGAAUAUAAUGUAACAUGUAUGAAUUUUGUCAGAUCAAUCCCUGCUCCGACUGGGCACUUCGGACCGCGCCAGCAGCUUAAUCAAGCAACGGCGUUCAUCGAUGGUUCUGUAGUAUAUGGUUCAGAUGAAGAGAAAACCAAACAAUUGCGUAGUGGAAUAGAUGGAAAAUUACGAAUGUUGACUACACCAGAUGGUCGAGAACUGUUGCCAGUUUCUACAGAUGUUAGAGACGGUUGCAAUGAGGAACAGAUGAAUGCCGCUGGGAAGUAUUGUUUCGAGUCAGGUGACCCACGGGCCAAUGAGAAUCUGCACCUAACCUCGAUGCAUCUAAUCUGGGCGAGGCAUCAUAACAGUUUGGCUACUGAAUUGAAGAAGGUUAAUCCAGAAUGGAAUGACGAGCGCUUGUUUCAAGAAGCUCGUCGGAUAUUAGCUGCCCAAAUGCAGCAUAUAACAUAUAACGAGUUUGUGCCCGUGAUAAUUGGUGAAGGAAUUAGCGAAAAGAUAGGAUUGCUGCCAGACCGGGAAAGCGAUCGCGAUACGUACAAUUCGACGGUUGAUCCAUCGAUAGCAAAUGUUUUUGCAGCGGCCGCAUUCCGGUUUGCCCAUACGCUUUUGCCAGGCCUAAUGAAAAAAACGAAUGAUCCGACGUCCUCAAUCGGUGGUGUAGAAUUGCACAAGAUGCUUUUCAAUCCUUACUCUUUGUACGGUCGGACAGGAUUGGAUGAUGCUAUUGGUGGGGCAAUGAGUACACCUUUGGGCAAAUACGAUCAGUACUUCACCACUGAACUGACCGAGCAUCUUUUCGAAAAACCACAAGAUUUGCUGCAUGAUAGGCCAUGUGGUUUGGAUCUGGUAUCGUUAAAUAUUCAACGAGGUCGAGACCAUGGGCUACCUUCUUACCCGCACUGGAGAAAACACUGUCGAUUGCCUCCAGUUAAUACAUGGUCUCAGCUGGCAGAAGCCGUCGAUUCAAAUUCAUUAAAGCUGAUGCAACAUAUAUACAAAGAUCCGGAAAACGUGGACAUGUAUUCUGGUGCUCUUAGUGAACCUCCUAUCAAGGGCGGUAUAGCUGGUCCGCUGUUAACGUGCCUGCUAGGCGAUCAGUUUGUACGUUUGAAACAAGGUGAUUCAUUUUGGUAUGAACGUAGAAGAGGACCGCAGCGAUUCACGAAUGAUCAACUAGAACAAAUCUACAAUACUCGUUUAUCAGGCAUUAUUUGUCGCAACUCAGAUGCAAUCGGUCAUUCGCCGGUCUAUCUUAUGCGGAAGACCAACAUUGAAAGCAACCCGGUGCUUAACUGUGCAGAGCUUGAUUCUUUCGUUUUUUCUGUGUUCAAGGACCGAAAAGGCGGUUCCUCUUCUGGACGCGUCAAGCUAGCGACGGAUAAAGUUGGAGUUGCAGUUUUUCAACGAAAUAUGACUUCAACAGUACAAGUUAAUGACACAACACUGGGUAACAUCACGGCAAUCCCAAUUGCGUCAACUACUACAGAGGUUACCGCAUCUGCAACUACGGAGCGUGCUCUCGAGAAUCGCUACUGAUAAGAUAUGCGAUGAUACGGUGAGUAUGUUCGAUGAGUGUCUUGGACAAACACUUACCUUGUAAAACUAGAAUUGCAAUAACCCGCCAUCGGGAUAGUUAUAAUAAAAGUUUGCUACAUGUAUUACAAACAAAUGAUGUUUACUUCCGUACGAUAAUGGGAUCAUUCCAAUUAUGGCUUUGAAUAGCCUAGCUUAAUGAGUGAUAAUACGAUUUAGUUGACAUGGGUUUCAAGUAUUAAAAGACUGUCGCUUUCAUUGGCCACUUUCAACUUGAGUUCGACAUCACGAGCUGCGUUCUUAUCGAGUAUGCGUUGUCUCAUUAGGAGUGUAAAAGCACUUAAGAUAGGGGCGGGUGCGACUAAAGAUUUCGUAGAAAUCAAACUUGAACGGAAUUUAGCUUGUAAUUGAAUCGAAUGCCGAAACCAUAGGAUAACGAGUGUGAGCUAUCUCCGAAUGUGUCGCAUGUUUGCAAAGUGAAGGUGUCGCCCUGCUAGGCACCUUCACUUGACAAACAUUGUAGGGGAAUUAUUGGUAAAUUAAAAUGGGGUGGUAAAAUGGACACCCGUUUAAAUUAC
Molecule: messenger RNA, 3400 nt
Organism: Wyeomyia smithii (pitcher-plant mosquito)
Lineage: Eukaryota; Metazoa; Arthropoda; Insecta; Diptera; Culicidae
Gene: cd
Product: myeloperoxidase
Exons: 6
Coding region: 273-2825 (850 amino acids)
Biological process (GO): response to oxidative stress
Molecular function (GO): peroxidase activity; heme binding
Source: RefSeq, a predicted model, not a curated record